Molecule: messenger RNA, 573 nt
Organism: Sipha flava (yellow sugarcane aphid)
Lineage: Eukaryota; Metazoa; Arthropoda; Insecta; Hemiptera; Aphididae
Exons: 1
Coding region: 1-573 (190 amino acids)
Source: RefSeq, a predicted model, not a curated record
AUGCAGAACAGGAGCCAUGUCAUUGUUCGAUUGGCUGUACAUUUAGAAGGUAGACAUAAUGUUUUUUUCAGGUCCGGUGAACUGAUACAACAGGUCGAACGAGCAAGAUUUCGAGACACCAACCUUACCGCAUACUUCCGCCUGAACGCAACGGAUCCAAAGGCUCGACAAUACCUGUACCACGAAGUGCCCAAUCACUAUUGUUGGAAUGUUUCAACAUGCACUUGGACUAGGAGAAGAACAAACACUGGCGACCGGGUCAUAGGUCGAAUGUAUUCGGUAAGUCCGUUAGACCGCGAGCGUUUCUACCUUCGUUUGUUGCUUGUACAUAGGCGGGGCUGUGUGUCGUUCGCCGACGUGAAGACUGUUGACGGCGUGCUUCAUCCCAGUUACGAAGCAGCCGCGACGGCACUUGGGUUGCUCGAAGAUGAUACGGCGUGGAGCCGCUGUCUGGCAGAGGCCUGCCAACACACGACACUCCACGUCAAGUUCGGGCCCUCUUCACAAUCAUCUGCGUGUACUGUUUGCCGACCAAUCCGCUGGGACUUUACAAUGGUGUUGAGGAACAUUUGA